AGACAUGCAUGUCUUUUAGAAGAUUGAUAGAGGAGUCAACAGUCCUCUGACAUGCUUGUCUUUCACAAAAUGGAGUCAACAGUCCUCUACUCUGUAGCAACGAUGUUUGCCCUGUCAGUGCUGAUACUAUUGUGUACAGCAAGUGUUACUCCUCCUGAAACAAGCAGUGAAGCUACUGGCAAUGCUCUGACCUGCUCAUGUUCUCCCAACUUUUUCCACAACUGUGUGAACGGACAAUGCAAUGCUACGGAAACGGACAUGUUUGGCUGUCGUAUAUCAGUCGAGUAUUACCCACUAGAGGAUAUUCACCGCGUGUACUACUUCUGUGUGAGGAGUGAUAUUGAUUAUUUCACAAACUGCGGAGGAGGAGGGGCUUCUGGUGAUGUCUUCUAUAGAUAUCUUGGUGAUAAUGGAGAUAUUGAGAUAUGCUGUGUCAAUGGCAGUGACUGUAACACUCGCCAGCUGUAUGAGCAGUUACGGCCCACACCCACUACCACAUCAACCACCACCACGCCCACCGCCACACCCAUCACCACACCUAUUACCACACCCACUACCACGCCCAUCGCCACACCUACUACCACAUCCACUACCACAUCCACUACUGCCACAGAAUUAUCAACUGUGGAGACUACUAUGGCGACCACUGCGUACAGUACAGAUGAUGAUGUAACCACAGAAUUAUCUACCGUGGAGACGACUAUGGCAACCAUCACAGAUAAUGGAGGUACAACAAUAUUAGCAGGCACGGAUGCUAACAGUGUGUCGAGCGUUCAUGCACGUCCGAUACUGAGUACUGUCUACAUAGCAGUUUGUAUUUCCAUGUUGAAAGUAUUUUGAUUUGCUGUGUGUACAUGUCAACAAACAUUAAAUGAUUAUAAGAGUAUCAUUGAUCAGUACUAUCAAGGGCGUAUAAGAGAAGACUCGAGAGGGCAUGCAACAGUCCACGAGCAAAAACUGAAUGGGCGGAGUAAUGUUACUGGAAAGUACAGUAAUAUCUAAAAAUAGAUUUCUGUUAAAUGGAGUUUGGUGCAAAGUACAGGUAUAGCUGAUAGCUAUAAAUAGAUCGAAUGCAGUUUUUGCUCGCACGUUGGACUAAUAGUGAGUUGCAUGCCCUCUUCUCUUAUACGCCCUUGGUACUAUAGACUACUCUUGAAAUACUGUUGCGAUGCUGAUUUUGUAUUGUGUUUUGCGCAUGCGCAAUCUCAUUGGCAUGUGGACUACCACACACUUGACCACUAACUAAUGAUAUCAUGUCUUCCCCGUUUCAUAAGUUUCGUGUUCCUGAGUCAAUGUGCAGAUUAUAUAAAUAUCUACGAGAGAACUGGAGCUAAAGCUAAGAAGGUCAACAUGUGGAGUGGCUGUCUUUCGUUGCUGUUGAUAUUUCUCACAUCUCUACCGUCAGCUACUCAAGCUGUGUGCUGCAAGUCGACUUUUUCAAUAUUUAGCACCACUUGCUGUGAUGACUUGUGUGUUGCAGAACGUGGAUUAGAUUACCUAUCAAACGAACCAAUUACAAAUUACUACUGUUUGAACAAGAACGCCAACCCUCACUGGAGAGAAUCUUGCAGUGGACAGCGAGAUACGAGCACGAAUGUUGUACAAUGCUGUAUUAGUGAAGCAAACUGCAACACUCAACUAUUCCCUCGUCUACCCAGUGAACCCAGUGAACCCACAGUACCAACAAACGUACCAACAACCAUUGCAUCAACAAAUGAACCAAUAGCCAUGGCAUCAACAAAUGAACUAACGACCAUUGCAACAACAAAUGAAACUGCCGCAACAACUUCACCGACAGUCAUUUCACAGUCUACUAAUGAAGACUCUACCACUGAAGAAUACGUCUCGUCCACAACCAAUGAUGCUGCCACUGCAAGCACCACAGCAGAGGGCAAUUUGAUAGAGUGUGAGAAGAGAUUUGAAGGAGUUCCAUUAAAUGGACACCCUGGAUAUUGCCUCGGGAAGCGUUGCUAUGUGGAACUGAAUCGAUUGGGUAACUCACGAGUGUGGGGCUGCGUGGAUGAAAGGUUUAUCAACUGCUCUGCUUAUAGUGAAUCGAAGGUCGUUUCUUGUUGCUCCUCUUUUAAUCGUUGUAACAACUUCCUGAGCCCAAUGUUUCCGUCAGAAAGUACUACCACUAUGGGGACUGGAUCUACAACGCAGCAGACGUCACCGGUCAGUGCAGGCAAUAUUUCCGACAAUUCUCUCGACUUUAUGUUCAUUCUAUUGAUCGUUUUAGUAAUUGUUGCUGUGUUGUUACUGAUCGGCAUAGCAACGUUUGUUACGUACAUUUUAUGGAGAAAGUACAAUGAAACGAAAACUGUCAUCAGUGACUUCACAAGCCCAUGCCCAGAAUCACCGAGUGAUGUAUUGUCAUCAUUGGGUUCUAGUGCAGCAGAUUUGGACACCACUACUGAAGUUAAAAAGGAUAUUAUUUCAGUAUAGCUCUUUAAUUAAUGUUUUUUGUUUUUCCGUUUAAAUAUCUUGUUGUGUUCUAUGUCUCCCCUUUGGUCUGCCAGCAAUUUUUUUUUUUUUUUUUUUUACAGGUCAUUGUUUUAAUGCAUAGUUUGUCACUAGCUAUAGCAUAUCACAAGUCUACCCAUACAUGCUAUACAUUUAUUCCAAGGAA
Molecule: messenger RNA, 2629 nt
Organism: Halichondria panicea
Lineage: Eukaryota; Metazoa; Porifera; Demospongiae; Suberitida; Halichondriidae
Product: integumentary mucin C.1-like
Exons: 9
Coding region: 52-840 (262 amino acids)
Source: RefSeq, a predicted model, not a curated record